UUCAAAUCCAUCUCCCCGUUUCGAGUCCUCUUCUUCCAGAUCUGAACCGCCGGAGUCUACGACAGAUCGAGGCAGUCGUAGGAGGAGAAGGGCGUCUCCAUCGACGUCGUCGUUAGUAUGGGUCGCGAGGGCAUUGGCGGAGGCGGCGCCGGCGGCGCUGUGGCAGAGGGAGUUUUGAGGAAGAUUCUGCUUUCCUACGCCUACGUCGCCAUAUGGAUCUUCCUCAGUUUCACCGUCAUCGUCUACAACAAGUACAUCUUGGAUCCGAAAAUGUACGGAUGGCCCUUCCCCAUCUCCCUCACCAUGAUCCACAUGGGCUUCUGUUCCUCUCUCGCCUUCCUCCUUGUCCGGGUCUUUCGCCUCGUCGAUCCGCCGUCCUCUCCGGCCAUGUCCCGCGCCCUCUACCUCUCCUCCAUCGUCCCCAUCGGCGCCCUCUACUCCCUCUCCCUCUGGUUCUCGAACUCCGCUUACAUCUACCUCUCCGUCUCCUUCAUCCAGAUGCUCAAGGCCCUCAUGCCGGUCGCCGUCUACUCCAUCGGAAUACUCUUCAAAAAGGAGAUUUUUAAGAGCUCCUCUAUGCUCAACAUGCUUUCCAUCUCCUUCGGCGUUGCAAUCGCCGCGUACGGAGAGGCGCGCUUUGACGCCACCGGCGUCGCCCUCCAGCUUGGCGCUGUCGCGUUCGAGGCCACCCGCCUCGUCCUCAUCCAGAUCCUGCUCACCUCCAAGGGCAUCUCCCUCAAUCCCAUCACCUCUCUCUACUAUGUUGCCCCUUGCUGCUUCGCAUUCCUCAUGAUCCCCUGGUCCGUCGUCGAGCUUCCUGUUCUCCGCGCCCGUUCGGCCACCUCUCUCCGUCCUGAUCUGCUCAUCUUCGGCACCAACUCCUUCUGCGCCUUCGCCCUUAACCUUGCCGUCUUCCUCCUUGUCGGCAAGACUUCCGCACUUACUAUGAACGUAGCCGGCGUUGUCAAGGAUUGGCUCCUAAUAGCCUUCUCCUGGUCUGUGAUCCGGGACACUGUCACUACCAUCAACCUCUUUGGCUACGCCAUUGCCUUCCUUGGGGUCGCCUACUACAACCAUGUCAAGUUACAGGCGCUGAAGGCCAAGGAAUCGCAGAAGAAGGCUACACAGGCGGACGAGGAGGCGGGGAAGCUCCUCCAGCAAGUUGAUGGUCCCGGAGACAACAGGAAGGGUGACGCCCAGAAUUGAUCCAUACUUCAGCCUUGUUCUUCCAGAAAUAGAUCGGUUCGUCUUCAGUAUUUCUUAUGGAUCUCUUCAUUCGUUAGCUUAUCUAUCUUUAGUAACACAUUCUGCAGCCAUGGAGGAAGUUUAAGUGAGAAAACAAGGAAAAGAAUAGUAAAAAAGGGACUUUUGAUGUUUUCUUUCAUUGUUAUCCUAUUUUACUUGUUAUUAUUCAUGGAAAAGUUUGGAUUUUGAUCAUAUGUGCCUGAUUGUUGUUAUAUAUCAUUUGUCUCAGUCCGGGAAACAAGUUCGAUGGUUUUGAUUAAAUUGCAGAUCUUGCCCUGCAUAGGGAAUUAUGGACGAAUCACACUAGAUUGGCUUGUUUGUUUUCUGAAUCUAUGUUCUUUCAGAAAGACAUUGCCCACUAUAUGUUUAUCUUGCUAUUGUUCUUAUCUUGUAGAAUUUUUAUGUGUAAUGCAUUUGAUGAUUCAUUUACAUUUGGUGUUUUGCUCGUUUACCUUG
Zingiber officinale is the source of this 1701-nucleotide messenger RNA. RefSeq names its product probable sugar phosphate/phosphate translocator At5g25400. Lineage: Eukaryota; Viridiplantae; Streptophyta; Magnoliopsida; Zingiberales; Zingiberaceae. Gene Ontology annotation, cellular component: trans-Golgi network; Golgi apparatus; endosome. The transcript has a single exon. Bases 118 to 1206 code for a protein of 362 amino acids. Gene Ontology annotation, molecular function: antiporter activity. The record is from RefSeq and is a predicted model, not a curated record.